Nasonia vitripennis (jewel wasp) is the source of this 8228-nucleotide messenger RNA. RefSeq names its product microtubule-associated protein futsch. The record is from RefSeq and is a predicted model, not a curated record. NCBI's taxonomy places the organism in Eukaryota, Metazoa, Arthropoda, Insecta, Hymenoptera, Pteromalidae. The transcript is spliced from 7 exons. The coding region runs from base 515 to 4924 and encodes 1469 amino acids.
GCUCGUCGCUUUUUCUCAUAGCUCGCGCUCGCUGUGCAGUAGUCGUCGGCGGCUGCGCGUACAUUUGUUAUGUUAUGGAGAAGCCCCGGAGAGUUUAGGCCCCAGUUGUUUUUUGCGCACGUCCUACAUUCGGACUCCUCUUCAGCGCGACCUGGAUUCACCAGCCCGACCAGCAGUGCACUGAGAAAUCGUCGCCGGGAAGAGGAAGCUCCAAGCCGAGGUCGAGCGUCUCCCCGGGAGUUUGUGCGCGUUUUCCGUCUUCAAUCGAUCUUUCGACGAGAGAGAACGUAACCUCCAAGGAAGCUUGUGUGUAUAUUUUUUGUAAAUUUGAGUCUAGUCGACUCGUUUGAGUAGCUCUAGUGGUGGACUGAUGGAGACCCUGGCUUGGUGGCUCGUCUGAGACCUGUGAAGGCUUCGACGGAUGCUACUUGCUCGGGGGGACUCCGGAUUGACAGCAUCCAGCACCAGCAGGAUGAGAUAGAAAGUGUACGGAGAAGGAUUAGUCUCAGAGAUAAUGGAACUCGAGGGCGAUAGCUUGCUGCCUAUUACAGACGAGCAGGAGACUGUCUCCAUGGAGUUGAAUACAUCAGCUGGGAUGGAUCUACUGAGCCAGUGCCAGACUCAUGAGGUGGAAGGCGCUGUGAUAAUUUACGACACUGAGUCACAAGAAAUGGCAGAAGAAGAUAAAAGCUCAGAGGAUCCAGAUAAUUUUAUUACUCUUCAUGCAUCUACAGAUGCAAAAAGUGAGGUCCAAGAAGAAGCAGCUAGCGCUGAAAACUUGGAUGAGGCUGAUAAUGAGACAGACGACGACGAAACCAUUGCAACUUUUGUGACAUCUACAGGUCAACAACUAGCUCUAUAUGCUGUUGAAGAUUCAGAUGAAAUAUUUGCAGUAGCUUUAUAUGAUGAAUCUGGAGAGCCGCCAACAAAUUUCCACUUUCUCAUGAAGGCGGAUGUUGAAAGAUUAAUCGGAGAAGGUGCUGUAAAGACUGUAAAAAAGCCACAAGCACAACCUAAUAGGGAAUCAAAACCAGCUGAGAAAAAAGAAGAGAUUAAGUUUGAAAGGCUUUCAGAUCUUCAAGCUAAAGCGGAAAAAGAAGAGGCAGCAGCGAUACAGUUAAAAAAGGUCCAAGAAAUGCAAAAUGAGAAGAAAAGAGAGGAAGCAGCAGCUGCAGCAGCUGCGGCAGCAGCAGCAACAGCAGCAGCAGUACAGUUAAAGACAAUUCAUCUAGUGCAAACUGAGAAAAAAGAAGAGGCAGUAGCAGCUCCAGUGCAGUUAAAGGUCCAUGAAACAAAAGUUGACAUAAAAGAAGAGGUAGCAUCUCCAGCACAGUUAAAAAAGGUUCAUGAAAUGAAACCUGAAAAAAAAGAAGAGACAAUAUCAGGUCCAGCACCAGCUCCAGCACAGUUGAAGAAGGUUCAUGAAAUGAAAACGGAGAAAAAAGAUGUGGUAGGAGCAUCACAGUUAAAGAAGGUUCAUGAUUUAAAAACAGAAAACAAAGAAGAGGCAGCAGCAGCGCAGUUAAAGAAGAUUCAUGAAGUUAAAACUGAGAUUGUUGAAGUACCUGGACCUCAACCCAAAGCGCAGAUUCCUAAGCCGCAAUGUAGGAUAGUUCAAAAAGUAGAGCAAAAGAAAACAGUUGGUACUCCAAAUCGCAAUUUAAUUAAUAGGAAUAUAAACUCACCGAAUGUAUCAACCAUUACAAAAACUACAAAGACUUAUGGAAAUAUAAAAUCACCAAAUGCAUCAACUAUUACAAAAACUUAUGGCAAUAUGAAGACACCUACUGGCACACCGACUAUAACAAGAGUUAUAAAAACCUAUGGUAAUAUAAACACAUCAAGUGGAUCAACCAUUGCGAAAACUACAAAAACUUAUGGAAAUAUAAACGCACCAGGUGUAUCAACAGUUUAUAAAACUACAAAACCUAUUGGCAAUAUAAAUUCGCCAAACGCAUCAACGAUUACAAAAACCACAAAAACUAUUGGAAAUAUUAACUCACCAAGUGCAUCAACCAUUACAAAAACUACAAAAAUCAUCGGAAGUGCCUAUCAACCACGAAUGACACAACCCAAAAAAGAAACUAAAGUUGCCUAUGUCAUUUCAAAUGAUAGUCAAUAUGUAAUAGAUAACGUCCUAGAAGAUCUGGACAGCGAUACGGAAAUAAUAGAAGAAUCCACCGUGCAAUACAUUCUCUGUGAUGGCGACCCUUCAGAUUCUGAAAUGACUUUUGACGAGCUUCAGGCAUCAUUGCAGAGCUUUAAAGCCAAUAAACCCAACGUUAAUCAAACCAAGACUAGCACACCACAAAAGACGGAAAAAAAGAAGGAAACUAUUAUUAGAUAUUCUACGUUCCUUAAGAGUUCUUCCAAAGUUGCUCCAAUAUUGUCUCAGAAAAGGGAGCCAGUAACCACGGUCUAUCGAACCUACUCCAAGAGUCCGAAGAAGGCUCGAAUGACCAACAACCUGCUUCAUCCUAUAAAGAAAAUCAAACAGGAAGUAGAGGAUUCCUCGUACGGUGACACCUCUGCCUUCGACGACGGUCAUCUAUCUUCGGAUGAUCUUUCGAGAAAUACGAGCAAACAGAAUGCCAGCAUGUCUGACACCCCGGGCAUGGCGAAGGUAAAGCGAUCUCGCAAGCAGCAACUGACAAUGGUCAACAGAACUGAUUCGGAGAUUAUUAUCCAGUCGACCUACUCCGAGGGGGAAGAAGAGCCCGUCGUAAUGAAGAAGCGCGGCAGAAGAAGAAAGAAGCUCUCACCCGACCCUGAUUAUAAUCCCCGCAAAGUCCUCAAGAAGGCGAAGAAGGCGAAUCGCUCUGUUGAGGUGAUCGAAAUCGACGUGGAUGAGAGCGAGAGGGCUAGUGGGCAAGACUCGACUCUCGAGGGCAACAAGGGCAAAGGCUCGAGCGACAAGGAAAACGAAACCAUCAGCGUGAACGACUCGGAAGCGGAAGCGGAAGAGGAAGAGGAGCCCAGUGCGCCGAAGAAAGUAAAACAGCCCAUGAUGCAGUGCUCUCAUUGCAAUCGAAACUUUAGAAAGCGUAAGGCACUGGAGAAGCACGUACAGGUCUGUCCAAAGUCGCCGGCGUACAUCCAAAAGCUGGAGGAAAGAAAGAAGCUGGCGGCUCAGAGUGGAAAGAGAUUCAAGUGCAAGUCUUGCGAGGAGACGUUCGACAUCGCCGUUUCGUUGGCCAGACACGUUAGGGUCGUGCACUCUUUGAGGAAGAAAAAGACAAAGACUGAAAGAUCUGAGUCUUCGGAAAGUGAAGAGCAAGAGGAGGAUGUGCCAGAUGAGAGUAUGGAAGAGAGUUCGCCAAAACCAGAAUCAGCACGUAAGAGAAGAGGUCGUCCACCAGCGAAAAAAAGUUUGGCAAACGAGAGUCCAUCUUCGAAUAUUGAGCUGAAGUUGGACAGCUCGACGGAAACUCUACACCAAGAGCCUAAAAGAAGGGGCAGGCCACCAGGUCGAAAGUCCGUUGUGAAAGCUCCCAGGAAACGAAGUAUUUCCAAGGAGAGGUCCUUGUCUCCAGAUUCCGAGGAUGCAGCAGUUUCUUCUGAAUCACUCCCCAAAAAGAGAGGCAAACCGACAAGAUGCAAUCCGUCGAAGGAUGACGAACAGGAGGCUCCGGAAGGAGAAGGUAAGAUCGACAGCUCUACUGAAACGGAGAAAACCUUGGAGUCGACACCACUCAAAAAAGGAACUAAACCAAUGGUUGUUUUAGUUAAUUAUUCGAACGUCGGCAAAUCAAUGAAUUCGGAGGCCGAUGAAAAGUACGAAAGUUCAGACGAGAUGCCAUUAGAAGCUCGCAAGAAAAGAUCGAGCAAAAGGAGCGUCUCGAAAGAUGACAAAUCGGUGAGUUCUGAGGGGGAAAAGAAAAACGACAGUUCAGAUGAGACUAGACCGCUAGAGGCCCGAAAGAAGACUAGAUCAAGCAAGACGAGUGUUUCGAAGGACGAUACUGAAGCUGAAGAGAAAAACUACAGCUCUGACGAAGCGCCACUGGAAGCUCGGAAAAAGGCUAGAACUAGCAAAGCGAGCGUCGCGAAGGAAGACAGUUCGGUGACCGCGGAAGCUGACGAGAAGAAUGAAAGCUUAGACGAGGCGCCUUUGGAGGCUCGAAAGAAGGCCAUAAUGAGCAAACCCAGUACUUCAAAAGAGGAUAGAUCUGUGAGUCCAGAGGUCAAGGAUGAACGAUCCAAAACGGUGGAAGAAAAAUCAAAGGAAGCAAGAUCGGCAACUCCGGAUCCAGAAAAGAAAGAGGAAAAGACGGCAGAAUUGAGUGAAGAACCUAAGGAGGUACCUGCGAAAAAAACUGUUGAAGAGACUGUACAAGAGAACAAAGAGAAACUAAUAACAGAGCCUCUUAAAAAACGCAAACUCAGCAAAGAUGAGUCUACAAAUGUCGACGAUCCUGCCGCCUCCAAAACCGAAGACAAAGUCGAAACUUCAGUGGAAGUUUCAGUGGAACCUUCACGUAAAAAAACUAGAUCGGCUAAGGAGAGUAUUUCAACGGAUGAGGAAUCAGAGAUCCAAAUUGCCAAAGAGAAGUCUGAGGAUAGCGAAGCACCAUCGGAAACCCGGAAAAGAGGUAGACCCAGCAAAGUCAAACUUACAGUGGAAGAGCAGAUGGAAGCUCUAAUGGCAGAAGAUGAGCCUGAAAGUUCAACGGAAAAUCCUACGGAGUCUUGGAAUCGCGGUAAACCCAGCAGAGCCAGAACAUUCGUAGAAGAGGAGUUGGAAGUUCCAGUGGAGGAAGAAAAAGAAAAGCCUGCGAAAGUCUCCGAGCAUUCGGCGGAAAUUCGAAGGAAAAGCAGAUCGAGUAAAGAUGUGCCCUCCGCUAAAGAGGACGAGACGGAGAUUUCAGACUCCAAAGAAAGUACCAGCGAAAGCUCAGAGCAUCCUCGAAAGCAGGUCAGAUAAAGUAAAGAUGUGCCUGCCACCAAAGAUGACGAGCCGGAGAUUCCAGACUCCAAAGAGAGUACUAGCGAAUGCCCGGACAUUUCUCAAAAGCGAGCCAGAUCAAGCAAAGAAAGACUCUCCAAAGACGAUGAAUCGGAGAGUCCUGAUAGGGAGGAGAAGACAGAGAGAGCUAGUGAAACGCCUCGAAGGAGAGGUAGACCCAGCAAAGAAAAAUCAUCGAAGAGCGAAAGCGUCGACGAUUUGGCUACAGAAGUAGAUACUCCUGAUACGGAGGAGAAGACAGAGACAACUAGUGAAACCCCUCGAAGGAGAGGUAGACCCAGCAAAGACAAAUCAUCGAAGAGUGAAAGUGUGGACGAUUCGGCUACAGAAGUAGAGACUCCAGUUACGGAGGAGAAGACCGUGAGCGCUUGUGAAACUACUCGGAGGAGGGGUCGGCCCAGUAAGAACCAAUCAUCCAAGAGCGAAAGCGUCGACGAUUCGGCUAGGGGAGUAGAGACUCCAGCUACGGAGGAGAAGAUCGAGAUCGCUAGUGAAACUCCUCGAAGGAGAGGUCGGCCUAGUAAGGACCAAGCAUCCAAGAGUGAAAGCGUUGACGAUUCGGCUACAGAAGCGGAGACUCCAGCUACGGAGGAGAAGACCGAGGGCGCUAGUGAAACACCUCGAAGAAGAGGUCGGCCCACCAAGGACCAAGCAUCCAAGAGUGAAAGCGUCGACGAUUCGGCCACGGAAGCGGAGACUCCAGCUACGGAAGAGAAGACCGAGAGCGCUAGUGAAACACCUCGAAGAAGAGGUCGGCCCACCAAGGACCAAGCAUCCAAGAGCGAAAGCGUCGACGAUUUGGCCACCGAAGUGGAGACUCCAGUUAUGGAAGAGAAGACCGAGAGCGCUAGUGAAACACCUCGAAGAAGAGGUCGGCCCACCAAGGACCAAGCUUCCAAGAGCGAAAGCGUCGACGAUUCGGCCACGGAAGCGGAGACUCCAGCUACGGAAGAGAAGACCGAGAGCUCUAGUGAAACACCUCGAAGAAGAGGUCGGCCCACCAAGGACCAAGCAUCCAAGAGCGAAAGCGUCGACGAUUUGGCCACAGAAGUGGAGACUCCAGUUAUGGAAGAGAAGACCGAGAGCGCUAGUGAAACACCUCGAAGAAGAGGUCGGCCCACCAAGGACCAAGCUACCAAGAGCGAAAUCGUCGACGAUUCGGCCACGGAAGCGGAGACUCCAGCUACGGAAGAGAAGACCGAGAGCGCUAGUGAAAUACCUCGAAGGAGAGGUCGGCCCACCAAGGACCAAGCAUUCAAGAGCGAAAGCGUCGAUGAUUUGGCCACAGAAGUGGAGAAGAAGGUCGAAAGUCCUGCAACGGAUGACAAGGACAAGGGGAAAACGAAAAAGAAAGUCCCAAGUCCCAGUAGGACAUGGAAAGUAAAGAAACUGAACUGUGAGGAUUGUGGCAAGUGGUUUUCUAGUGCCACCUUGCUGAAGACCCAUCGCCUGCAGCACAGGACUAAGAAAUCUGAUUAGUCUAGUAAGCACGCCGAAGAUAGCGCUGUGUAACAGACUUUCCAAAAUUUAUAACUCGACUGGACGCUGACCGUUGUCCGCUCUGUAGGAAGGCGAUACCUGGCGAUUUGUUCGCUAAGCACAUGGCUACGGUGCACAAGAAGAAGUCACCGACUUUAGUCGGUGCUACGCGGCGACCCGAUGUACGACGUGUUGCCAAAGCCGCAAGAAAACCGCGGAGUGCGAGGACGCUACGUUCCUCGAGUUAAGUGCGGUAGAGAGACUUUUGAAGGCAGUGAUUGUUGCAUGCGAGAUAUGGUUUAUCAAGCAGUAUGUUACGUAUACAGGGGAGUACGAACCGUAGUCUGGGUGUUAUGCUGCUUUCACGUUCUUCAAAAAUAACUUAACCAUCAAAGUUUUAAUUCUUUUCAGUUGAAUGGUUUUGUAAGAUCUGUUUGCUCUUAAAGAUUCUGACCCGUUCACAGCGUUUAGAGUUUCAUGAAAUGACGAAUUACGGGACAGCAGCAAAAGCGAGUUUUUGCAACCGAUGAGCUCUACCUUAUCGACGGUGGUAUACGUGAUAAUAAGCCCAUCGAUAAGUUGCUAAGGCUCAGACCUGACCGAGGCCAAUGGUUUCAUAACACACAUUAUUUCCUUUUUUUCAUUAUUAAAACUUUAUUAGUUUUCUCUUUACUUUCUCAUCAUGUUUAAAACCGCUUGGCGUUUUUGCGAGCAUUUUUCAUUCAUGUUUAGUUACAUUGACUGCAUAGAGCGCGAAUUAAAACUUGUUUGACAUCGUGUUUUUGAUAAUUUUAUUAUGUUUAUGAAUCAUUGAGAGGUCGUGCGUUGAUUUAAGGAGAGUUAUAUAAUACGCAGAGAAAUAUUAAGAGGCGAGCGAGAUAUUACAGAAUUCAUAAUUAUCUCGCUAAGCACAGAUUGUAAAUAUUUGUGCAUAAAUUCGAUAUUUCAAAAUAAAGCUAAUCGUACUUUUGAAAAUACUUGUAAUUAAAUUGUCUGCAUAAUAUUUAUAAUUUGAGCAAUUCGAAUCAUGGAAGAAUAAUUCCACUUACGUUGUCUGGCUCAUGGGUUCUCCGAGAUAUGAAAAUAAUACUCACCCUCUGAGAAUCAUUAAUACUAGUGAGACACCAGUUGAACGUGGUAAUGUUCGUACUGAUUCAAUUUCAGUGUGAAGUCAAUGAAACUAAAAGUCUUCGGAGACUCGUUAUAUUAAGGAUGAGACUGUUGUGCUGAACGUGCCGAAGCAGUUCCCUGAAAUUGAAAGGGAUUUAAACUGACGACGGUUCUCUGAAAAAAAUCAAAGAACAAACAAGUUUCUUCGAAGAAGUGCACAAAAAUCGAUAGGUCGACAGAGCAGUGGGCGAAAAGAAUAAAAAAACAAAACUUAGUAGGAAUGAACCUGUAAAUAAAUGUUUUCCACGGAAAAAUAUCAACAUACUUCAUUAAAUAAAAGACUUAGAUCGGUCGAAACAGCUGUAACUAGAUUAUGUAAGGUGUGUGCUAUUAUUUGAACAUAAGUUGUGAGAUUUGGGUGACAGUACGUAUGCGUAUAUAUGUAAUAACUCGUGUAAUCUUAUUAAACUGAUGUAGUUUGCAAAAGUGCAAGGAAAAGACAGAGAGGAAAGAAAAAUUUUAAGAACUCUUAAGAGGCCCGCGUUUACUCUGUAAAUGGUGCUCUUAUUUUGAUACAGCCUUAUGUAUAUAUUACUCGACAAAAAUACAAAAAUUAUAAAUCCAACUAGAUUAAAAAAAUGGAAUAAAAAUAAAGUAUGAAACAUAAAAAAAA